Erythranthe guttata (spotted monkey flower) is the source of this 650-nucleotide messenger RNA. NCBI's taxonomy places the organism in Eukaryota, Viridiplantae, Streptophyta, Magnoliopsida, Lamiales, Phrymaceae. The record is from RefSeq and is a predicted model, not a curated record.
AAAGAUGCUUAAGUAUUAUCUUUUUUUCAUAUUAUCUUUUUAAUAGGUCUAGUCAACUCAGAAGUCUACGACUCGUAUAUUGCACUCACAUAACACAUGAAGGUAUAAUGGAAGCUGUAAAAUACCUGCCUUUGCUGGAGGAGCUGGUUAUACACUGCAUAUAUCUCAGUGCCAAAGCUAUUGAGACAAUUGGACGAUCUUGCCCUUUAUUGAAGUCGUUUAAUUAUAACGGACAUUGGUCGAAGUACAUGGUUUCGAAUCUUGAGGCGCAAGCAAUUGCUAAAAACAUGCCUGCAUUACGACACCUUCAACUUUUCGGGAAUAAAAUGGGAAACGAGGGCGUGCAUGCCAUCCUUGAAGGUUGCCCGAAUCUUGAAUCGCUUGAUCUAAGAAAGUGUUUUCAUGUUCGUUUAAGUGGAGAUUUGGGAAAAUUGUGUUCGGAAAGGAUUAGAGAUCUUAAGCUCCCGAAUGAGUCCACUGACGAUGUUUAUCAAUUCGCGGUGACUGGAACUUCGGGGUAUGCAACAUCCCAUUCCGAUGAUGAAACAUCCGAUGAUGAUUAUGUGAAGGAAAAAAUUACACGGAAACAAAGAAAUAGAAAAACAAAGAAACAAAAACAAAAAAAGAACAAUAAGAGGAUGUUUGACUAA